Molecule: messenger RNA, 803 nt
Organism: Habropoda laboriosa
Lineage: Eukaryota; Metazoa; Arthropoda; Insecta; Hymenoptera; Apidae
Exons: 5
Coding region: 306-695 (129 amino acids)
Molecular function (GO): serine-type endopeptidase inhibitor activity; protein binding
Source: RefSeq, a predicted model, not a curated record
AAGGCAAGGGAAAAGGCGGUUGAGAGGGAGAAGGAUAAAUUUGCGAAAGAAAGGGAGUGGGGCGGGUUGUGUACUUCUACUGGAAGAUACCGCGAGUGUAUGGCGAUGCAGACGGCGUGAGACGGGAAAAACCGUGGUAGUUGCGCAGAGAUUUUUAAGGUGAAUCCACGACGAUUCUCGUAUGACCGGUUGGUGCUGGCCACUUGACGGUCUGACUCAGCUAUAAAAGUGAACGCGGAUCGGUCUUUCCGUUCAGUUAAUCGUGGGUCUCGAACGGGAAUCGUAUAAAGAGAAUCUCGAAGAGAAUGUGGUUGUUUUACGUUGCGCUGGCUGUUGCAUGGAGCGGGGGCGUGAUCGCGUUUCCACAGAACGAUAACGGGGGUUCCACCGAGGUGUUCGAAGUGGACGGAUUCGCGUUCGACGGUCCAGUCUCGACAAGCAGUAUUUCCGGCGACAGGACAAGCACACCAGCCCUGACGACAAGUUCAUCGACGUCCACGGCUGCUCCGUCUAACGUUCAAUUGGAGCAGUGUGUCGCGGCGUGUCCGACAACGCCCGAGUAUAAUCCUGUCUGUGGCACGGACAACGCGAUCUACACCAAUAUAGGAAAAUUACGUUGCACGAUGAGCUGUGGAAAAGACGUGAAUUUGCAGUACUACGGACGUUGCGUGACCACCAAGGUAAGAGGCGGAUAGUAAGGUGUUGAACGGAUCGACGACAUCGGCUCGUGACUGCAACUUGAAUCAAGAAGACUGUUCUUUUAUCGCGUAAUUUCGACCCUGAAUAGAGAUUAGCAUUGCGAA